Condylura cristata (star-nosed mole) is the source of this 2421-nucleotide messenger RNA. It is a transcript of the gene WDR48, whose product is annotated as WD repeat domain 48. The record is from RefSeq and is a predicted model, not a curated record. Gene Ontology annotation, biological process: double-strand break repair via homologous recombination; protein deubiquitination. The coding region runs from base 10 to 2043 and encodes 677 amino acids. The transcript is spliced from 19 exons. Gene Ontology annotation, molecular function: ubiquitin binding. NCBI's taxonomy places the organism in Eukaryota, Metazoa, Chordata, Mammalia, Eulipotyphla, Talpidae.
ACAUGCAAGAUGGCGGCCCAUCACCGGCAGAACACGGCAGGGCGGAGGAAAGUACAGGUUUCCUAUGUUAUUCGAGAUGAAGUGGAGAAGUACAAUCGAAAUGGAGUCAAUGCCCUGCAGCUGGAUCCAGCACUCAAUAGACUUUUCACAGCCGGUCGGGACUCCAUCAUAAGAAUAUGGAGUGUCAAUCAGCACAAGCAAGAUCCAUACAUAGCUUCUAUGGAACACCAUACCGAUUGGGUAAAUGACAUCGUACUCUGUUGUAAUGGGAAGACAUUAAUUUCUGCUUCUUCUGACACAACAGUAAAAGUAUGGAAUGCACAUAAGGGAUUUUGCAUGUCAACAUUAAGGACACAUAAGGAUUAUGUAAAGGCCUUAGCCUACGCCAAGGAUAAAGAACUGGUAGCAUCAGCUGGGCUGGACAGACAAAUAUUCCUUUGGGAUGUGAAUACUCUUACAGCAUUGACUGCCUCGAAUAACACUGUCACAACUUCUUCUUUAAGUGGGAACAAAGAUUCUAUAUAUAGCCUGGCAAUGAAUCAACUGGGAACAAUCAUUGUAUCAGGGUCCACUGAGAAGGUAUUAAGGGUAUGGGAUCCAAGAACAUGUGCAAAACUAAUGAAGCUUAAAGGCCACACGGAUAAUGUGAAAGCAUUGCUGUUGAACAGAGAUGGCACACAGUGCCUUUCUGGCAGUUCUGAUGGCACAAUUCGCCUUUGGUCCCUUGGUCAGCAGAGGUGUAUAGCAACGUAUCGGGUCCAUGAUGAAGGAGUUUGGGCUCUGCAAGUCAAUGACACCUUCACACAUGUGUAUUCUGGAGGAAGGGAUAGGAAAAUUUAUUGUACAGACCUAAGAAACCCAGACAUCCGAGUGCUAAUUUGUGAAGAAAAAGCACCAGUUCUCAAGAUGGAACUUGACAGAUCAGCUGAUCCCCCUCCUGCAAUCUGGGUUGCAACAACUAAGUCUACAGUAAAUAAAUGGACACUGAAGGGAAUUCAUAAUUUCAGAGCUUCCGGAGAUUAUGACAAUGACUGUACAAAUCCUAUAACACCCCUGUGUACACAACCUGACCAGGUUAUUAAAGGGGGUGCUAGUAUUAUUCAGUGCCACAUUCUUAAUGAUAAGAGACAUAUAUUAACCAAAGAUACCAAUAAUAAUGUGGCAUAUUGGGAUGUAUUGAAGGCAUGUAAAGUUGAAGAUCUGGGCAAAGUGGAUUUUGAAGAUGAAAUUAAGAAAAGGUUUAAGAUGGUGUAUGUGCCAAAUUGGUUCUCAGUAGACCUAAAAACAGGGAUGUUGACUAUUACUUUGGAUGAGAGUGACUGUUUUGCUGCUUGGGUUUCUGCAAAAGAUGCGGGCUUCAGCAGCCCUGAUGGAUCAGAUCCAAAAUUAAACUUGGGAGGACUUUUACUUCAGGCACUUCUGGAAUAUUGGCCUAGGACACAUGUGAAUCCAAUGGAUGAAGAAGAAAAUGAAGUGAACCAUGUAAAUGGGGAGCAGGAGAACCGAGUACAGAAGGGAAAUGGAUAUUUUCAAGUACCCCCCCAUACCCCAGUCAUCUUUGGUGAAGCUGGAGGUCGCACACUCUUCAGGCUGCUCUGCAGAGAUUCUGGAGGUGAGACUGAGUCAAUGCUUCUUAAUGAGACGGUGCCACAAUGGGUAAUUGACAUCACUGUGGAUAAAAAUAUGCCCAAAUUCAACAAAAUUCCAUUCUACCUCCAACCUCAUGCGUCUUCGGGAGCAAAGACCCUAAAAAAAGAUAGACUCUCUGCUAGUGACAUGCUCCAAGUUCGGAAAGUAAUGGAACAUGUUUAUGAAAAAAUCAUCAACUUGGAUAAUGAAUCUCAAACCACUAGCUCUUCUAAUAAUGAAAAACCAGGAGAACAGGAAAAAGAAGAGGAUAUUGCUGUGUUGGCUGAGGAGAAAAUUGAACUUUUGUGCCAGGACCAGGUUUUGGAUCCAAAUAUGGACCUCCGAACAGUGAAACACUUCAUAUGGAAGAGUGGUGGUGACCUCACCCUCCAUUACCGUCAGAAGUCCACGUGAAGGGUGGGCGAACGCUCCUGGGUAUUCAUUUACUGACCUUCCUCUAUGGCCCCAAGAGUAGUCCUAGGAAGCCCACUGAGCCCCAACGGGAGCAAGACUUCUAACGGCCGAUUUGGUAUGGACCGAGAUUCUCUUUCAAUUGAAGUGACUAAUUGAGAUGUAAUAUAGAAACCAGUCUCCAUGUGUAGAUUAAGCUGUCCCUUGGGAGGCAGGGUGCAAGAGCAGAAGAGCCCCCGAGCAGACUGUCUUGGGAGAUGUACAGAGAACUGACCACAGGCCAGCACAGACUUCGCUUCCUCCCUUUGUUUCAAAGGAUCUUAUCUUUGUUAGCGGUUAGAGGCACAUCGGUAGGGCCCAUCUGUCACUGUGUUUCAACCU